GCGGGGACCUCACGUCCGCUGUCCCCUUCCUCUCUGCUCCGCAGAAAGCGCGAUGCUGAAGCCCGGGGACCCCGGCGGCUCUGCGUUCCUGAAGGUGGAUCCCGCCUACCUGCAGCACUGGCAGCAGCUUUUCCCGCAGAGCAGCCAGCUCAAAAGCAGUGGGACCCUCGUUCAGCUCCAGCCGCCCGAGAGAACCGAGCCCUCGGCUGACAGCCUCCGCCAGCGCCCGGCCUCCCUCUCCUCCGCCUCCUCCUCUUCUUCCUCGUCCACUCUGUCUUCCUCCUCCAUCUCCUCCUGCGUCGCCGCGGAGGCCGCUUCCCUGGCCGGCCUGACCUCGCUGCCUGUUACCCAGCUCCCAGUCUUCGGGCCCCUGCAGAGCUCCGAGCCCCCGGCCGGGGGAGCGCCCGCUCCCCUACAGGGCAAGGAUGUGUGCGGGGCCGGCAGCGCCGGCAGCAAAUGCGGCGAGCGCGCUGCGGUCCGGUUCCGGUGCACGGCCGAGGAGCUGGACUACUACCUGUACGGGCAGCAGCGCAUGGAGAUCAUCCCCUUGAAUCAGCACACCAGUGACCCCAACAAUCGAUGUGACAUGUGUGCUGAUAACCGCAACGGCGAGUGCCCCAUGCAUGGGCCCCUCCACUCCCUGCGGCGCCUGGUGGGCACCAGCAGUGCUGCUGCAGCAGCCCCUCCACCAGAGAUCCCAGAGUGGCUCCGGGACCUGCCUCGGGAGGUGUGCCUGUGCACCAGCACUGUGCCUGGCCUGGCCUACGGCAUCUGUGCAGCUCAGCGGAUCCAGCAAGGCACAUGGAUUGGGCCCUUCCAGGGAGUCCUGCUCUUGCCAGAGAAGGUUCAAGCAGGUUCCAUCAGGAACACUCAGCAUCUCUGGGAAAUAUAUGAUCAAGAUGGGACACUGCAGCACUUUAUUGAUGGUGGGGAACCCAGUAAGUCAAGCUGGAUGAGAUACAUCCGAUGUGCAAGGCAUUGCGGGGAGCAGAAUUUAACAGUGGUUCAGUACAGGUCAAAUAUAUUCUACCGGGCUUGUAUAGAUAUUCCCAGAGGCACUGAGCUCUUGGUUUGGUACAAUGACAGCUACACAUCUUUCUUUGGAAUCCCUCUUCAGUGCAUUGCACAAGACGAAAACUUGAAUGUCCCUUCGACUGUAAUGGAGGCCAUGUCCAGACAAGACACCGUACAGCCAUUUAAUAAAAGUAGCAAACUAUCCCCUGCUACUCUACAGCGAUCCAUAGUAUUUCCACAGACUCCGUGUAGCAGAAAUUUUUCUCUCCUGGAUAAGUCUGGGUCCAUCGAGUCAGGAUUUAACCAGAUCAGUGUCAAAAACCAACGAGUUCUUGCAAGCCCAACUUCAACAAGCCAACUAAAUUCUGAGUUCAGUGACUGGCAUCUUUGGAAAUGUGGGCAAUGCUUUAAGACUUUCACCCAGAGGAUCCUCUUACAGAUGCAUGUGUGUACGCAGAACCCUGACAGGCCCUACCAGUGUGGUCACUGCUCCCAGUCCUUCUCCCAACCUUCAGAGCUGAGGAACCACGUAGUUACGCACUCCAGUGACAGGCCUUUCAAGUGUGGUUACUGUGGUCGUGCCUUUGCUGGUGCCACAACACUCAACAAUCACAUCCGGACACACACUGGGGAAAAGCCCUUCAAGUGCGAGAGGUGUGAGAGGAGCUUCACACAAGCCACGCAGCUGAGUCGACACCAGAGGAUGCCCAAUGAGUGCAAGCCAAUAACAGAGAGCACAGAAUCAAUUGAAGUGGAUUAACUGAUUGACUGGUUGGAAUUAAACUGCAAGGAAAGUCAUGAUUAAAUGUCACGGACACUUAAGCAAAACCAAAGAUUUCCUCUGAGCAACUUUCAAUCAGUCCCAGAAAACCAAAAGCAGUAAUAAAAUAAGUAAGAUGUUAAGGGAUAUUGAUCCUGGCAUGGAAGUGACACCAGGAAAGAGAUUAUUUAUUUAUGACUAGGGAUAAGUCUUAUUUCAAUUGACAAGUUACUUGGGACUGUUAACAUUUCAAGUCCCACCUUGUAUUGUUUUAAUUCUAAAAGCCUUUAUAAUUGUUUAAUGCCAAAGUGAGGAAUCUCAAGGGUUCUUCUGCCUGUAGUUAUGACUGAGAAUGCACAUGGACUUGUUUAUUGUUACACCUUUUUUUGUAGCAUGACUCAAAAGGACCCAGGUGUAAUCCAUGUAUUUGGCUGGGCUGGGCUAAGUUGAUCUUGACAUGGCUGUAAUAGAAAUUGCUGUGUGGGAUGGGAAGUUAUCAAGAGCUGUAUCUGGGUCAGUAUCAUCCUCCUCAGACCAAAGGGCAUUUCAUUUCCAUAGUCUCAUGCCUCACAUUGUGUGCACUUUUUCAUGUAAGUAGUUUCACUCGACUGCAUUGCAUUGGCAUAGAUAUUCUGGAAAAAAUAAAAAAUAAAAAAAGGAACGUUAUAUAUCUGCAAACAUACAUUAUGUAAAGAAGCCAGUAGGAAAGCUAUAUUAAACUAAUAGAGUUCUCAAAUUCAGUCUAAUAGCUAUGAAAGAUAGAAGCAGUAGAAAGUAUUUUAAAUAUUUAAGAUUCCAGUCUAUGUCUAAAUCCUAACAGGAAAAUUGAUCAGAAGUCCAGGCUGUAGACCACUGAUAUUUUUACUCUGUUGGUUUGUAUCAAAUUGAAAAUGCUCCUGUGUUAGUUGAAACUUUCAACAUACUUGGGCUGAGCUUUAAAACAAAAGCUAAAUCUGAAUUCACAUACUUUGUAAAUGGCUUGGAGGCCUCAUAGUAUGUAUUCACUUCAUGGAAAUUUGCCUGGUGCAGUCGUGAAUGAAAGGGUGCCAAAAUUUUCCCAACAUCAAUGUAAAAAGCUCAGAUAUCAUUACAUUGGUUCAAUUUAACAGUUUCCAUAUUGGCUUUUUUCAAGCUUUUAUCUUUGAUGUAUUUCAGAUUUCCUGAUUUUGUCUAAUCAAAGAAUGGUUUUCCCUUUUAAAGACCAGCAGUGUUUGUUUAAAUAUUGAUUGUGUCAAUGUUAGAGCUGUAGUUUGAUAAAAAUGUAAAAAAAAAAAAAAAAAAAAAAAAGAAAAAAAAAGAGAAAAAAAUUUACAAAACCCCACCAAAAAAACACCAAACCCAAACCAUCAACAAGAAGCAAACCUAAACAGUUCUGAGGUCAUGCUAUAUUAUAAGGUAAAACUGCAAAAUAAAUUUGUGGAGAUUAUGGGGAUUAAAA
Neopsephotus bourkii (Bourke's parrot) is the source of this 3212-nucleotide messenger RNA. RefSeq names its product PR/SET domain 6 (gene PRDM6). The record is from RefSeq and is a predicted model, not a curated record. The transcript has 7 exons. Bases 53 to 1774 code for a protein of 573 amino acids. Lineage: Eukaryota; Metazoa; Chordata; Aves; Psittaciformes; Psittacidae. Gene Ontology annotation, cellular component: nucleus. Gene Ontology annotation, molecular function: protein binding; histone methyltransferase activity.